Cladocopium goreaui is the source of this 2397-nucleotide messenger RNA. The record is from the annotation of a GenBank genome assembly. Lineage: Eukaryota; Dinophyceae; Suessiales; Symbiodiniaceae.
AUGGCGAUGCCUAGCCUUGCCUAUCUUUCAAGGGAUUGGGAAUGUUCUGAAGAGAUCAGGGACCAUGUUCGGCGUUCGAAGUGCAUCUUAGACUGGGAUGAUGUGACGACCCAGAAGGUGAACAUCAAGAACGCUGAUCGCAAUUUCCAUGUUCUCAAACCACUGGCCAUUCGCCUUGUUGACAGCAAUGGGGAGGAGCAUCCAGUGGAGAGUGAAGAAGAAGAAGAAGCCGGUUCAGAAAAUGACCCAAAUCAGGAGGACGAGGAGAUAGAAGUUUCUGAUGAUGAAGAUGAAGGCUCAGAGUCCCAGGAUAGUAAGGCAGAGUCCACUGACACGGUUCCAGCUGAGGAUGGGGAUUUAAACCAGUUCUUUCGUGCGCAUACCAACCCAUUUGCCACGGAUGAUGAACUCCCGGAGAAAUCACGCAAGAAUCCCUUAGAUGAUGAGAACCCCAGUGAUGGCAAUGGAGGAACAAUCCAAGAAGAGGAAGACUUGAAAACCAUUCAGGAAGAGAGCACAUCGGACCCCAAUUCAAUGAGUGAUCAAAUCGAUGCCCUGCAAAAAAAGAUUUGGCAAGCCAAGAAGGAACUGAGGGCAAGAGAAUCGUUGACCACCACCACAGCCAGCAAAGCCAUGAGCAUCGACAAGACGAUCAUAAUCAAGGACUCCCUCCCGUAUGGCACGGACAAUAUGGACACCCAGAUCCACCCUCUUAUGGAUGAUCUUGCUGAUCAAUUUGAUGAAGAUGAACCCGUUUUAGCUUCGCCACCCAAAGCUCCCGUAGUUACCCGCCGAGAGCAGAUUGGGUUAAAGAAGGGCUUGGAGGAGGAAGAAGAAGCAGAAGCACAGGCUGAGAAGGGGGGUCCGAAGGGACGAGGAAAGGGCAGGGGAGGCAAAGGGAGAGGUCGAGGAAGAGGAAGCACCAAGACAGCCAAACCCAUGACAGCUUGUGGAAAGGAUGUCGUUCCCGGUGAUGAAGCAGAGAAAGGAGAAAUGGAAGGCAAAGGUGGAGAUGACGAUGAUGAGGAGAUGGAUGCAAAACCCAGCAGUAGCCAUGAGGACCCGCGCACAGCCAACAAGAGGAAACUCAGUAAAGAGGACAUGCCAAAGGAUUCCUCGCAGAGAAAGAAGAAAGCACCAGCACCCCCCCAGAAGAAUGAUGCAGAUGAAGACAAAAAGAUUGAAGGGAUGGAAGGUGAGGAAGGAGAGAAGAAUCCCUUAGACCUGGAGCAGAAGAUUGUAGACAGAAAGGGAGCUGAGAAGAACGACAAAGGUGCAAAGUCAGCCCCAAAGAAGACAGCUGCAAAGAAUGAGAAGCUUGAGACAGAAGACGAGAAAUUCACCAAGGAGCCAAAAAAGGCAAAGACAGACCAUGGCAAAAAGACUGCAAGCACUGGAGACCAGCAGGUCCAUCCGGGAAAUACAUCUGAAGAUCGCACCAAAAAGGUUGAAGCACAGAAUCUGAAGGGUGAUUGGGAAGCCUACUGGGAGGAGGAUUGGGCAGAGGAUUCAGGAACGCAGUGGGAGAAGGGUUCAAAGGCAUGGCAGGAUGGUCAAGCAGCUUGGGACCAGGAAUGGGAAGAGGAUUGGGAGGAUUGGGCCCAGCAGGAGGAAUGCCAUGAAGGCAAGAAGAACCAAGUUGAACAAGGAUUGGCAAAGGAUGGUCAGGAUCAAGAAGGUACCAAGAAGAAGGGAAAGGCUGUUGCAAAGAAGACUGAUGAGACGCGCCUUGGAACUGAAGACCAAAAGAUGAAGAAGACCCCAUCGGAAGAGACACCAGCCCGAGAGACUAAGAAGACGAGGACAAGGAAGCCCAAGGAAGAAGUUGCAGAAAAUGAGGAGCCUUGCAAGCCAAAGAAAGGGAAGGAGCAGAGCAAGAUCCCAAAGGUACCAAAAGUUGAGGAGAAAAAGAGUAAGAAAGCCACAGCGAAGAACCCAGAGGAAGAUGAAGAGACUGAGAAGAAGCCGGAUGAGCAUGAAGGCAAUGGUGCCAAGACGAAGAAAGCAAAACAUGUCAAAGCCAACCACCUAGAGACUGGUGGCAGUGCAGAGGCCAAGCCAAAGGGGCAAGGUAAGAAGCCAGAAAAGGCUGAGGAAGAAAAGAAGAAGAAGAAGACGGCGGACACUGAGGAUCCAGGCAAGAAGGUUCCAGAGAAGACCAACAAGAGACGAGCAACUGAGGAUGGGGAGGAAGGACAUGAACGUGCAAGGGCGGGAAGAACCAAGAGAGGUACAGAUGAGGAAGGGAAGCCAAAGACCAGACCAGCUUGCUUUGCCAGGAGGUAUUGCCCCAAGUCUAUCAAUGGAAAGGCCAAGUGGACGGCUUUGAGGGAUAUUUUUGAAGGGCGUAUCAAGCCUUACCUGACGACUUACUCGGCCCACGAGGAUUUCACUUAG